Messenger RNA from Chlamydomonas reinhardtii, 5206 nucleotides. RefSeq lists its product as uncharacterized. The record is from RefSeq and is a predicted model, not a curated record. Lineage: Eukaryota; Viridiplantae; Chlorophyta; Chlorophyceae; Chlamydomonadales; Chlamydomonadaceae. The transcript has 6 exons. Bases 292 to 4599 code for a protein of 1435 amino acids.
UCGCACGACCCGCUUCACUUUGCUUUGCUCAAUCUGAGCAACAGUCAACCUCCGUUCCUGCCUCAUUUCUUGACAGUGUUUGCUUAAUUGCGCAGGCUUGAACCUGUCAAAGCGUAUCUACUGCAUAUAAUUCACAUAUGCCCAUAGCGUUGCUGAUUUCUACGGGCGAGUUGCGAUAAUUUGGCGCGCUACUGGUGCUGCUGGGGGCUGUGGUCAUGAGGAGCUGUAAAUUGUGCAGCUGAACACCGUCUGAAAUAAGCUCUCGCCCUGCACGAUCCCCCGGCUAGCGCGAUGUUCACACGACUAAUCGGCCAGGUGGCAUGGCUGGCGGGGCCGCUGGUGGCGCUCAACGUUGCCAACCUGUGCAAUGCCUCCCUGCCCGACUGGCUGGGUGAGGAGGUCGGCGACCUACACAGCUUCCUCGUCAACCCGCUUUUCCUCGUCGCCUCCCUCGCGGCCAUGUACGGACAGCGCCUGUACGGCCUCCUGCCGCCGGCCGAGGCCGAGGCGCUGCCCGCGUUCAGCCUCGCCUGGUACGGGCAAGCUGUACGCGGCCCGCGCGCGCUGCUGGCGCUGCUGCUGCUGUACGUCAUCCGCACGAUGCCGCGCCGCCUGCAGGCGCGCAAGCGCACCGGGCCUAUCGCCUUCGGCCGCGCACUGGUCGCAUUUGAGCGUGCGGCGGCCAGCAUGACCCGCUCGCACCUGAGCACGGCGGCGCGCCGCGCUGUGGCCUCCAACGCGGUCGGCACGGACCGGGUGCUGCUGCACGAGCUGCGGGUGGAGAGCGUGGCGGGCGCCAGGGCCGCCAACGCGCUGCACCGCGCGGCGGAGCUGGGUGUGGCUGAGGAGGUGGGCAUGCCACCCAUCUACCCCAGCGGCUACCCGCCCAAGAAGGUCCGCCUGGCCGCCGACCUGGCCGGACUGCUACUGACGCGGUCGCGCGCCGCGGCCGCCGCCGAGGCGGCGCCGGCGCGCAGCAUGGUGGAGUGCGGCGAGGCAGUGCUGAUUCGCAUGGCGGCGCUGCUGCAGGAGGCGGCGGCGGGAGGUGGCGGCGGCGGCCGCGCGGCGGCGGUGACCGCAAACGCCGACGAGUUCCGCGCCGCCGUGCUGCGGAGCGCCUACACCGGCAGCCGGCUGGUGUCCACCGCCGCGGUCAUCCUGUUCCGCCUGUGCCAGGGCCUGCGCCGCGGCGCCGCCUUUGCGCCCGCCGAGGCGCCGGUGGCCACCUCGCGCCGCAACAGCCUGCUGGCGCAGCUGGCGGACACAGCCAUGAUGACCGCUUGGGCCGGAAUGGCACGAACCCUGGCGUCACAGCCUUCCCGCUGCCCCCCGGCCCUGCUCCACCUCGCCUCCUCCUCCGCGGGUGCCGCGCCCGCGGCGCCCGCAGCGCCUGCAGCUCUGGCGGCACACGAGCUGCAUUGGGCGGUGUUGGGCGACGCCGGCCGCUACCUACACGCGCUGGUGCACGCGGCCGCCGUCAUGUGCGAUAAAGACCGCGAGACAGCACUGCUGGCAGCGCACAUGGCGGCGGCGGGGCAGGAGCCGGCCAGCGAGGACGAGGACGAGGAUGAGGAAGCGGAGGAGGAGGGAGAGGAGGGCGGCGCGGGAGGCCGGCCGCGUGGGCGUGCAACGGGCGCGCUGGCAGCGGAGGCGCUGGUGGAUGCGCUCGAGGCCAGUGGGUUGCUGGAGGCGCUGUGCGCCGCCAUGCUGGCUGCUACUGCCGCUACUGCCACGGGGGCCGCAGGAGCCAAGGAGGGGAGUUACGAGGAGCAGCUGGCGGUGCUGCUGGGCGCGACCGCGUUGCGGCAUGAGGCGGCGGCGGCGCGGGAGGCGGCGGAGCGACGCGGCAGCACCGCGGAGGGCACCGGACGUGCCAGUACCAGCACCGACAGUGGCAGCGGUGGCGGCAAGGGCAGCGGCGGCGGCAGCAGCACGGCCCCAUCGGCGCUGGCGGCUGUGCAGUACAUGUUCGCGACCUCCAACCUCGCUACGGCUUUAGUCAUGCUCACAAACCUCGCCGGCGCCCUGCCGCGCAUGGCCGCAGAGAUCGGCGCCGCCGCACUCGCCCGCCGCAAGGCCCGCGCCGCCGCCGGCAAGGCCCAGGCCCAGGCCCCGGGCGAGGGGCAUUUCCCCGCCACCAAGGCGGCUGAGCUGUCGAGGCGCAUGGCGGCCCUGUUGCAGGGGCGGGCGGUGCAGCGGCUGCAGCGCUGUCUGCUGGAGCGGUUCUGUCUGGACCAGUUGGAGGGGGAGCAGGGGGCCGAGGGUCAGGGGGAGAAGGGGGGCGAGGCGGGCCAAGGCGGGAAGAGCGGCGGCGGCAGCUGCGGCUGGGUGCUGCUGGACGUGUACCGCAUGCACGACAUGCAGGCGCAGCAGAUAAAGCGGCUGGAUGCCGAGGUGGUGUCGGCGGACAUUGACGAGUGGGGGUCGGCGGAUGCGCCGCGCCUCACGCUGCUGGAGCCGGCACUGAGCAUGUGGGCGGCGCAGUCCGUAGGCCUGGCGGCCAGCGGCGGCGCCAGCGGCCCCAGCAGCAGCGACCCCAGCAGCGGUGAUGACGGCGCGCUGGCCGCCGCCCCACGGGACGUGGUUCGCGCCAUCGGCCGGGCCAUGCACGCCGUGCACGUGCUGCUGACGUCGUCAGACGUGCUCGACCCGGCGCUCAUGCCAACUGGGUCGCGCUACACAGGCCCCGCCAUCGCCGCCGCCAGCGCGCUAGCCGGCGCACACAAGCAGUUCGUAUCGGCGCCGGGCGCGUCCGCGGCGUCGACGCGCGGCUUUGCCGUUGAUGCGUUGGAGGCGGUGGCGUGGGCUCUGGCGGUGGGCACGCGCGCGGUGGCUAUGGAGCUGAUGGCUGAGGACGACGAGGACGACGAGGAGGAAGGCGGCGGCGGCGGGGGAGGGGCUGGCGGCCGGCGGCAGCAGGGCGUGACGGAGCUGGGCAUGCGGCCUGUGGCGUACCCGCUGCAGGUGUUCAGACACAUGGCGGAGGCGCACGGGGAAGGCUUCCGCAAGCUGCCCGCCCCCGACCAGGCCGCCCUCGCGCGCCGCCUGGCCGCCGCGCGCUGGCCCGCCAGCCUGGACGCCGCGCUGCGCCUGGGCGGCCGCAGCCUGGUGCGCAGCGGCCUGCGGGUGGCCAACGUGGCGCCGGGCGCCGGCGGGCCGGGCGCCGAGGUGUUGCGCGGCGUGACCUGCCUGCUGCCCUCGCUGUCGCUGCUGGUGUGCACGCCCGCGGCGGCGCCGUGGCUGGAGCCGGUGGCGGUGGCGGACGAGGCGGCGGCCGGCGCGGGCGGACUGCUGGUGUCGCUGGGGAAGCUGGCGGCGUGGCUGGGCACCCAGAUCGGCCGGCGCGGCCUGCCGCUCACGGCCGCCAAGCCAGAUCAGGAGGCCGACGAGGAGGACGCGGAGGAGGACGACGAUGACGCAAAACAGAGGAAGCAGCAGCAGCAGCAGGCGCCGAAGGAGCUGGGCGGCGGCGAGGCCUCGGCGCUGUUUGACGCAAUGGCUGGCGGCCUGUGGCAGCUGGUGGGCACGGGCGCACUACAGCCGCUUGGGCUAGCCAUGCCUGCUGGCGCCACCGCCGCCGCCGGCAGCCUGGCGGGCGGCGCCGCACUGGCGCUGGGCACUUCCGCCGAGGCGGUGGCGGAGCUGCGCGGCGCAGCCGCCUUCUGCCUGCGCGGCCUGUGCCGCGCCGCCAGCGCGCGCGCCUUCGCCGCCUGCGCGCUGCCCAACGGCAACGCAGUGGCGGCGCAGCAACGCAACACGGCGCUGGGCGGCACCGGCGCCUGCGCGACCUGGCUGGGUGCGCCGCUGGCGACCUGGCUGCCCGCGCCGCGCGACCUGCUGCCUGCGCGGCCGGAGCGGCUGCUGACGGGUGUGGGGGUGCUGCUGGGCCGUUGCAUGUCCGACGGCGGCGCGGAGCGCGGCGCGCUGGCGGGCUGGUCGCACGCCGCGGCGGGGGCGCUGCUGGCGCUGGCGGCGCACGAGGGGCUCAGCGGCGAUGUGCAGGGCUGGCUGCUGGCGGGGAGCGGCGCCGGCGGCGGGGGCGCGGACGCGGGGAGUAGCUUCGCUGCGGGCAUGGCGGCGCUGAGCUAUGUACUGCGGGCCGCGGGCAUGCAGCAGGACCUGGAGGUGGUGGAGCGGCUGAGGGCAGCCGCCGCCAGCGCGCCGCGGGAGGCGGGCGGCGACGGCGGCAAGGCCACGGACGCGGACGGCUCGUCGGCGUCGGCAUCAGGUUCGGGGGCGGGCGCGGUCGCGAAGCGCGCGGGCGGUAGCACCACGGCGCGCAACCGCGCAGGGCGCGGCGCAGGGUCCGGCGGCAGGACCACCGUCAGCGCCUCCUUCUGUGGGCAGGCGCAGCAGCUGCUGAAGGAGUGGAACGCGCGGACGCCCAGGGCUGCUGGCACCGGCGCCGGCCCAGUGGAGGUCGCUCCCGCCAAGGCCUGUGCCAACCCGCGCUGCGGCCGCCUGAGUGGGCCCACCGAGGCAUCACUCAAGCCCAUGCAGUGCUCCGGCUGCCGCACGGCGCGCUACUGCUGCCAGGGGUGCCAGCUCGAGCACUGGAAGGCGGAGGGGCACAAGCAGGAGUGCGCACGCGGCGGCUAGGCGGGCUGGAGCUGGGCGGCAGCGCAGGUCUGGUGGCAGCGCUUGCUUGGGCCGUGUCGGUCUCAGUGUGUUUUGGGGCUCGCGUGUGCGGGGUGCUAGAAUGAAGGCGUGUGUGUUGUGUGACGCUGGAAUGUGAUAGGGCUGCGGGCGGGCGGGGAUGAGUGUAGGGAAUGGUGAUGAGUUUGCGGGUGGUCCUGUUGCGGCGGCAGGCUGCGUGCGCGUCAGCGCCGUUGUAACUGCUGUGCUAACGCGGGGACGCCGCAGGGUGACGGAAUGGGCGAACCGGCGCGGUGCACCAAAGCAUGGGUACCAACUGGACUGCUGACCAUUGAAAUGCGUAGAUGCGAAUGCGAAUGCGAGCGCAGGCGGCAGCGGAGGUUGUUGUCGCUUGCUGACGUAGUUGCGUUAGCGGUGGACUGUGCACAGCUUCCGUGCGGUCGGCUGCGAUGCCUGUGAUGCUCAGGACUCCACGGUGACCUGGUCCCUGUCCCUGAACGGGCGUGUCUAGGCGCGGCAGCGUUGAGCGCCACACCGGUCUGACGUGCUGCAGCUAACCCAGCGUUUCAGCGGCAGAGCAGGGCGAAGAGGAGAGGGGGGCAUUGCCAUC